Molecule: messenger RNA, 1522 nt
Organism: Syngnathoides biaculeatus (alligator pipefish)
Lineage: Eukaryota; Metazoa; Chordata; Actinopteri; Syngnathiformes; Syngnathidae
Gene: htr1b
Product: 5-hydroxytryptamine (serotonin) receptor 1B
Exons: 1
Coding region: 108-1241 (377 amino acids)
Biological process (GO): adenylate cyclase-activating adrenergic receptor signaling pathway
Cellular component (GO): plasma membrane
Molecular function (GO): G protein-coupled serotonin receptor activity
Source: RefSeq, a predicted model, not a curated record
CAGAACGAUUCGUGCCAUGGCGUUCGGGAGGCGACUUUGUGUGGAUUUCCCCCCCGCAGCGUGAGAGAUCGGGCAGAGAAUAUGAGCCAAGAGUGACCGGAGAAGUAAUGGAGGGCGUCUUGGCGGUCAACGCCUCCAACAUCAGCCAGCCCGAGGACGCGUCUGAGGCGGGCUGGGGCGCGCACAGCCUCGCCUACCAGAUCGGGCUGGCCUCGCUCCUUUCCGCCAUCACGUUGGCCACCAGCCUGUCCAACGCCUUCGUCAUCGCCACCAUCUCCCAGUCCAAGAAGCUCCAGACGCCCGCCAACUUCCUCAUCGCCUCGCUGGCCGUCACCGACCUGCUGGUGUCCAUCCUGGUCAUGCCCGUGUGCGUCCUGUACACGGUGAUCCACGAGUGGACGCUCGGCCAGGUGGUGUGCGACGUGUGGCUGUCGUCGGACAUAACCUGCUGCACGGCGUCCAUCCUCCACCUGUGCGUCAUCGCCCUGGACCGCUACUGGGCCAUCACGGACGCGGUGGAGUACUCGAAAAAGCGCACGCCGGGGCGCGCGGCCGGCAUGGUGGCCACCGCCUGGGUGAUCGCCAUCUCCAUCUCUCUGCCGCCGCUCUUCUGGAGGCAGGUCAAGGCGGACGAGCUGACCAGCUGCAGCGUCAACACGGACCACAUCUUCUACACCAUCUACUCCACCUUCGGCGCCUUUUACAUCCCCACCCUGCUGCUCAUCGUCCUCUACGGGCGCAUCUACGUGGAGGCGCGCAAACGCAUUCUCAAGCAGUCCCCCAAGAAGAAGAAGAAGGCGGCGGGCAAGAGGCUCACCACCGCGUACCUGCAGGCCACGGGCUCCCCCGGCUCCAACGCCUCCACAAGCCCCUUGCAGGGCGGCAGGCACGACGCGCCGUCCUGCAGCGACACCAACUCGUCGACCAGCGACAACCAGGUGAAGGUGACUCUGUCGGACGCGGCACUGGAGAAGAAGCGCAUCUCGGCGGCGAGAGAGAGGAAGGCCACCAAGACGCUCGGCAUCAUCCUGGGGGCCUACAUCGUGUGCUGGCUGCCCUUCUUCAUCUACACGCUCGUGGUGGCCGCAUGCGACGCCUGCGUCAUCCAGGAGCUCUUUGACUUCUUCACCUGGCUGGGCUACCUGAACUCGCUCAUCAACCCCAUCAUUUACACCAUGUCCAACGAGGACUUCAAGAAAGCUUUCCACAAACUGGUGCUCUUCAGAUGCUGCAGAGGGUGACCCUUCAAAUUAUUAUUAUUAUUUUUUUUUGUCAAUACAAGCAGAGGCCAUAAAUAACAAUUCAAAGCCAUGGCGGGUGGAGAGGAUGAGAAAAAAAAGAGACAUUCUUGUCAGAGGGAAUCCACGGAUUCAUUUAUUAUACUGGAUAUGACAUUGCUGCUAUCACGCACUUGGAAAAAGUAGAUUCAUGUACUAAAAAAAAAACAAAAAAAAAACCCGACAUCCAUUGCAGGGUGACUGUUGUCGUCAAGCAUAAAAAUACACCAAAAAGCCACCCCCCC